CAGAUAGCACAUCACCGAGUGCCUUACAAAUAUAAAAACCCCAGGUCCGCUGUUUAAUUGCUAGGUGCCUUUGUUGUUACUGGUAUUCUGCUUUCCCAGGUCGAUCGCUCCACGCCACGCCACCAGCGCCAUGCCGUCCUUUGCACAUAUCGCAGCGGCUGCUCUACAGCUGAGCUUUUUGGUACACCCGGGACUUGCCGUACCGACGAAAGGAGAACCCAAGCUAGGCGCUGUCGCGUCCGAAAAUGCCGUCUGUUCUAAGAUCGGAACCAAUAUUCUGAAGACCGGCGGAAACGCGGCCGAUGCUUUAGUAGGUACGGUGCUAUGUGUCGGAGUUACCGGCAUGUAUCAUAGCGGUAUCGGUGGCGGCGGCUUCAUGCUCGUGCGCGGCAGCGACGGGAAGUACGAAUUUAUCGACUUCCGAGAGACUGCUCCGGCCGCCGCGUUCGAGGAUAUGUAUAACAAUGACACCAAUCUAAGCUUAUACGGCGGUCUAGCAAGCGGUGUUCCGGGAGAGCUUCGAGGGCUAGAGCAUCUCCAUAAAAACUACGGAAAGUUGCCGUGGGCCCACGUGGUAAUGCCAGCUGUCAAACUUGCUCGAGAGGGCUUUGUAGUGUCACAGGAUCUCGUCAACCAGAUGAACUCGGUGACGCCGAACGGCGAUUUCCUCACGGACGAUCCGGCGUGGGCAAUUGACUUUGCUCCGAACGGCACCAGAGUCCAACUAGGCCAGACGAUGACGCGUAAACGCUACGCCGACACGUUGGAGACUAUCGCGAAGGAGGGCCCGGAUGCAUUUUACAAUGGUGCUAUUGCUCAGGCAACCAUAGCCGCGCUGUCGAAGGCUAACGGGACGAUGACUCUGGAGGACCUGAAGAACUACACAGUCGCCAUCCGACAGCCUGCCAAGAUCAGCUACAGAGGCUACAAGCUGACGAGUGUUAGUGCGCCAGCAAGUGGUGUAGUAGCUCUUAGUGCUUUAAAGAUCGUUGAAGGAUACGAGGGAUUCGGCGACCCUGCUCAGAUCAACCUCACAACUCACAGACUAGACGAAGCGAUGAAGUUCGCCUACGGACAACGAGCUAAGCUCGGCGACCCCCUCUUCGUCGAUGGUGUCGACAAGUACCAAACCGAAAUGGUUUCCGAAGCAACUGCCGCCGAAGUCCGCUCGAAGAUUUCCGAUUUUACUACGCAGAGCAACGUGUCGUACUAUGACCCGGAAGGUCUGGAAAGUCUUGAAACGCCUGGUACCAGCCACGUCGUUGCUGCCGACCACACCGGGCUAGCAAUCAGCAUCACGACGACCGUCAACUUGCUGUUCGGCUCGCAGGUCAUAGUCCCCGAGACUGGCGUUAUCAUGAAUGACGAGAUGAACGACUUCUCCAUCCCGAAUUCGUCCAACGCAUUCGGCUACAUACCAAGCCCGCAGAAUUACAUCCGUCCGGGCAAGCGCCCCUUGUCUUCGAUUUCGGGGACUAUAGUCGAGUCGGCGGAUGGGAAAUUGUACUUCGUCAUAGGAUCCGCCGGUGGCAGCCGCAUCAUUACGGCGACCAUCCAGAACAUCCACCACGUUCUCGACCAGAACAUGACAACGGCCGAGGCUCUCGCGGAACCUAGGUUGCACGACCAACUUGUCCCUCAACAGGUUUCGUUCGAGUAUGCGUACGAUAAUAGUACCGUCGCAUACAUGAAGUCCUUGGGAAACAAUGUUACGUGGGUAGCGCCCGGCAGCAGCACCGCUCAAGGCUUGCGGUUACUUCCUAACGGGACGUUCGAGGCGGCCGGAGAGCCACGGCAACAUAACUCCGGUGGUUUUGCCGUAUGAUGGGAUUCUUUCUUGCCAGCAAAAGUUAAACUAUCUUACGACACGAUGUUGGAUUAGCGAAUCUGGACUACUUAUUUAACCACAUAAUCUAAUUGAUAAAUACUAUACCAAUAAUCCA
This is a messenger RNA of Annulohypoxylon truncatum, 1943 nucleotides long. RefSeq names its product gamma-glutamyltranspeptidase. The record is from RefSeq and is a predicted model, not a curated record. Gene Ontology annotation, cellular component: plasma membrane. Gene Ontology annotation, molecular function: glutathione gamma-glutamate hydrolase. NCBI's taxonomy places the organism in Eukaryota, Fungi, Ascomycota, Sordariomycetes, Xylariales, Hypoxylaceae. Gene Ontology annotation, biological process: glutathione catabolic process. The coding region runs from base 131 to 1825 and encodes 564 amino acids. The transcript is spliced from 2 exons.